AACAGUUGUUGUCCACAGAUCUUCUUGCGGCACGAGCUAGAGGAGGGAACAGCGGAACACUCCCACUCCCGCACACACACACACUCUCACACACACUCCGCCGCGUAGCCAGUGCUCCCUGACCCUCGUGCAGGACCUACGACAGCGCAGAGGGAGAACCCGAGAGGACAGCAGAAGAAGAAGAGACCUUUUCCCCCAUCCCAUAAUAACCCUGAGUCACCAUGGAGCUUUUCGAGACCAACCCCUACUUCUUCCCAGACCAGCGCUUCUACGAAGGGGGGGACAACUACUUCCAGGGCAGGCUGGCGGGGGGGUACGAGCAGAGCGGGGGCUACCAGGACCGGAGCUCCAUGCUGGGACUGUGCGGGGACGGACGGCUGCUGUCGGGGGGCGUGGUGGGGGGCCUGGAGGAUAAGGCGUCUCCCCCGGCCGGUCUGGGGGUCCCCCUGUCGCCCCUCCAGGACCAGCCGCACUGCCCCGGCCAGUGCCUGCCAUGGGCCUGCAAGGUGUGCAAGCGCAAGUCGGUGACGAUGGACCGGCGCAAGGCGGCGACGCUGCGGGAGAAGCGGCGGCUGAAGAAGGUGAACGAGGCGUUCGAGGCGCUCAAGCGGAGCACGCUGAUGAACCCCAACCAGCGGCUGCCCAAGGUGGAGAUCCUGCGCAGCGCCAUCCAGUACAUCGAGCGCCUGCAGGCCCUGGUCAGCUCCCUCAACCAGCAGGACCACGACCCCGCCGCACUGCACUACCGCCCGGCACAGCCGCCCAGGGUGUCGUCGUCUAGCGAUCAGGGGUCGGGUAGCACCUGCUGCAGCAGCCCAGAGUGGAGCAGCGCCUCGGAACACUGCGCCCCCGCCUACGGAACCGGCCACGACGACCUGCUGCAUGAGGACUCUUCGGAGCAGACCAACCUGCGCUCCUUGACCUCUAUCGUGGACAGCAUCACGGACACCGACACGGCUCCCCUCUCCUACCCGCUGGACAUUCCCAAAUAAACCACAUGGCAUGACAGGGGGCGGGGGUGACCCCCCCCUCCCCAAAAACACCCAUCCACCCAAAACAGCAGUACUACCUAGCACCAUGAGAGGGAGCCAAUGUCAAACCUUCAGUCACCAGCCAGACAGCCGUUUGGCUGUUUUUAUUUCCAAGUAAACCCUGUGGUCCACAAGUUUUCCAAAGCAUUGAUCUUUUCCCUUGGGGAGCGCAGGGAAGAGAAGUAGCACGAGAUGGGCUUUUCCUUCCCCACUUAAUGCAGAUCCGUGUUUUCCUUUGAAAAAAACAUUGUUUUUGUGUUUUCUCCAUUUUAUGUGUGUGUGUGUGUGUGUGUGUGUGUUGCUUACCAAAGAGGGGUAAAUUGUGCGGGGCCAAUAUUUUAUUUAGCAGUUCUGACCAAUUUCUGUCUAACUGGACACUACUCCUGUACUCUAGUGAUGUAAAUACGUUCCUUUUUCUACAGAGUGGUUUUGCCAUUUUAUUUUUUAUUUGUUUGUUUUUUGCUAAGUUAUUUGGACUUUUAUAAUAAAGAUUGUUGUGUAUUUCUGUA
Alosa sapidissima (American shad) is the source of this 1540-nucleotide messenger RNA. It is a transcript of the gene myog, whose product is annotated as myogenin. The transcript has 3 exons. Bases 222 to 992 code for a protein of 256 amino acids. The record is from RefSeq and is a predicted model, not a curated record. Gene Ontology annotation, biological process: positive regulation of myoblast differentiation; positive regulation of transcription by RNA polymerase II; muscle organ development. NCBI's taxonomy places the organism in Eukaryota, Metazoa, Chordata, Actinopteri, Clupeiformes, Clupeidae. Gene Ontology annotation, molecular function: protein dimerization activity; RNA polymerase II cis-regulatory region sequence-specific DNA binding; DNA-binding transcription factor activity, RNA polymerase II-specific.